ACUUAAUUGAAGCCCUUUCAUAUAAUCAAGGUAUUCCUUCUUGAAAGGGUCCAGCUGAGAAUUGACAGAUAGAAUUUUGAAACAGGAUAGUUCUAUUAAUUGAUUAACAAGCCUUGCUAUCAGCCCAUUAAUAUAUAUUCCAUUUCCGUAUGAGUCUGAAUCCUCAUUCCCCAAGUGGAGGUGGACAUAAAGACCAAGUUUCUGCUCAACAAAUUCCAAUACAUUCUACAAAUCAAAAUCAUGCUGCUUCAGCGAGAAGGCCAUCGUUACUAAGAAAUCCAUCUUCAACAAAUUCCAUCCAUAAUCCCCUUUCUCAUAAUCAUCCUCAUAUAACAAAUCAACAGCAAACUUCUUCUAAUCCAACCCCUAGUGCAUUACAUUCCCUUCAUCUUAAGCAUCAUAGCAGUAAUUCAACUAAUACCCUAGGAUCUUUACCAAGCUCAGGUAACAACAGUUCCUCAAAUUCCCCGAAGGUGGUGACUCCAACAUCUAAUUUUCCUCAUCUUAGUACCCAACCUUCAAGCUCUAACGUUAACUCUUCAUCAAAUAAUAACCCAGGAAAUAACCCUAGCAGUGGGAACUAUGCGUUGGGCUCAUCACAAGGAAAUACUGGAGUUGUAUCAAAUCAACAAGUCAGCAAUGCAAACGCAGGUGGAAAUCCGGGAUCUGCUUCGGGUCAAUCAAAUUCAACUAGAUCUAGAUCACGGUCAAGAUCUUUGACUCAAACAUUAUCUAACAAUUUACACAAUAACAAUCAGUAUUUAGCUCAAGAAAAAGCAUAUUUAAAAAAGAUCAAGAAUCAAUACGUGGAUGAUUAUUAUACGAAAGGUAUCACUGGAGCAGAUGAAGAAUUCAAAGAAGGUGAUUCAAAUGCAAAUGAUGAUUAUGACGAAGAAGAAGACGUUCUUAAUGCCGGUAACAGCGAUUUAUUAGCUGAUAUAGAUGAUGACAAAUAUCAAAUUGAUUUUAGUCUUGCAUUUUCAAUCAUGAAAAAUAGUAAUAAUAUCAACAUAAAUAAUCGCAACAUUUCUCAAGUUAGUCGAGAAACUUCUGAUGACCCUGCUGUUAUAGAACGUUUGGAGUGGCAAUCAAUGCUUACCUCUGUGUUAACCGGUGAUGUUGUGAGGUCUGAAAAGACAAAAAUAAUAAACAAUAACAAUGCUGAAGAUGGACAAGAGUCUUUUAUAUACUCUCAUCUGAAAAAAAACAUUUGGUUCGGGGUUCGUGCUAAACUUUUCAAUAGAACUGAAGAUGAUCAAAGAAAGAUUGUUAGUUAUCGCCGUACUUUGGUUGAUCAACUUAUUGAAGAUGUUUUGAAGUACGAAAUAAACUAUGAUGAUCCAAUCGAUAAUCCCCCUAGAAAACAAGUCGUUGAUAUUCUCGAUCGUUAUGAGAAGGCUUGUGAAUUAUGGAUGACUAUGAAAGAGAUGAGAAGCGAUAAGCCAGCCUGUGGUGACGCUGAAUUCCAAGAUCGAAUCGACGCAUUGAAUGCGUGGUUGUCAAUUACAGACGCAAUUGCGAGAGCUACGAACUCGCUUCGUGUUUGGAUUGGUAAUGAUGAACUAGAUAUCACAAAGAGUCCCGUUGAUUCAAAGUUAGCUUCACCAGGGUCAGAUGAAGAAAUUGAAGGGGAUGAAUCCAAUCGUAAAGUAGUCAAAAAAAUUUUCGAUGAAGAUAAUAAAUCUUUAGCAGAACGCUUAAUGAAAGAGAAAGAUGUCUUAACAAUUUUUAAAAGCCGUAUUUUUAAUCCAUUAGCGCCUUGGAUGGUUAAAUCAAAAGACACUUAUAUAAGGUUGGGUCAUAUAUUUGAGAUUUUGAAAUUACCGGACUAUAUUCAUGAUUUAAUUCAAUUAUGCUAUAUUCCCAUGAGAUUGAUCAAAGAAAUAAUCAAUGUUCGCUUGACUUAUGCCAGGAAAUUACAUAAUCCUACAUUGAUGAUGAUCGAUCAAAUGAUAGAUGAUUUCAAGUCUUAUAUAACCAUUGCCCUUGAAGUCAAGCUGGGUGUAAUGGAGUAUUGUAAACCCGAUGCUACUAAAACUUGGGUAUUGAGUGACCCAUUCGAUAAUGAAACAUUGGAUUUUGAUAAUGUUCUUUUACUGUGUGUGAGAUAUUUCCUUGUCUUACUCAAUCGUAAGUUAAUCGACAGUUCAAGGUCACCAACUACGUUUAGGACAUUCAAAGAACCAGAUGAAUUAGAGGAUACUUGGAAUUAUCUUAAAUUAUUAGGUAGCUUUGUUGAAGGUGCGUCUAUAGUUGUCGCAGAGAAUAUUACAUUAUUAACUUCUAAGUUAGUUCAAAGAUUAUUUGCAUAUUUUAACAACCAAAUUCGAACCACUCCACCACAAAGUCAAGGUGCUUCAGAUUUAAUUAGAUGGUAUACUUCGACGACUGAAAACUUUGCUCAAAUUCGUCGUAAAUUGGCAAGAUUUACUGGCCAACUUUCUCGUGACUUCAGUAAUGCUCUUGUAUUUGACAUUCCUACCUCUCCUGGUAACCGUACUAAAAUGUUGUUGGAAAAUUUGAGAGCCAGUAACCAUUUCUUAGUUUAUACGGGUACUGUUGAAACUCAAGGUACUUAUUUUUUUGCUAGUCCUGAGUUACUUGGAAAUGAACACGAAAUAGUUAAGAUUUUGAAUGGUUCCUAUGUUGGUAUUGAUUCUUCGGGGUCAAGUUUAGAAUUUUCGGAUUUAUUAAAAUUAGUUCAGUUAGAUGAAGAUAAAGAAGAAGUAGUGGUGAGCGAUGAAUUUCCUAAACCAAUGGAGCCAUCUCACCUUUUCAACCAAGCUCGUCAGUCAUUACCUUCUAACCCAGGUGACUUAGCUUAUGUUAUAGCCCUCUGUCCUGCAAAACCUAUAGUUUGGGAGGGUGAAGUUGUUAAUGUGCAUAUAGAUGAAGUUCCAAUUACCGAUGUCAAAGUUGGCGAAAUGUUGGUUAUAACCAAAUUACCUCAUUAUCACUUACAUUUUGUAAGGGCAAGAUUUUUAGAAGCCAUUGAUGAAGCAUUGCUAAUAGGCGGACGUAUUCCAAAGAUUGGUCAAAGAUGCUCUUUAGACAGGGUUCACCAUGAAUUGACCAAGAUUAAUCGUGCUUUCUUCAAGAUGUCUUUGGCAGUUUUAGAUUCAGUGAAAACAGUUCGUGAGAAGUGUAAAGCAACUGCUCCAGAAGGUGGAUAUCAAGAACUCAUAAAUAAUUAUUUUGUUUACGCGAGAGACUACGGUAAGAACACUGUUAAGAAUCUUGAUUCAUCUAGAAAAUCGACAGUGAUCAUGAAACUUAUUCAGUUAUCUAUUGAAUGGGUGAGUUUUAUAUGUGAUGAUUGUAUUCCAACUGAUCGCAGAACUUUUAGAUAUUGUGUUUUAGCAUUGGAAUUUGCUAUGGAUAUGACUAGGGGUUUCAAUGUUUUAGUAUUAAGCAACGACCAAUUUUAUCGAAUGAAAUUGAAAGUUGCACGCUGUAUGUCUUUGCUUAUUUCACAUUUUGAUAUUAUGGGUGCAAGAUCCAGUGAAGCAGAAAAGAGAACUUUACUUAAGUGGACUUCACAAAGGCAUAGAAUUGAGAAUUCUGCUGAUGAUGAAUACAUUAUCAAAGCUUAUCAAGAAGAUGUUAUGAAAGCUCUUGAGCAAGUUGAAGAUUCUAGAAGAGAUUUAGAGGAACAAUUACAUGCAGUUGGAAGAGUCUUAGAUGUUACUGACUCUGAAUAUCAAUUUGUUACAUUGUUAGCAUCAUCUUUUUCAAGUGUUUCCAUCAGAUGGCAAAAGAAAUCGUUCGUUGGUGGUGGUUCAUUUGGUCAAGUUUUCCUUGCAAUUAAUUUAGAUACUGGUGGAUUAAUGGCGGUUAAAGAAAUAAGAUUCCAUGAUAGUCAAUCUAUCAAAAUUGUACCAUCAAUUAAAGAUGAAAUGACCAUUCUAGAAAUGUUAAACCAUCCAAAUGUUGUUCAAUACUAUGGGGUUGAAGUUCAUCGUGAUAAAGUUUAUAUAUUUAUGGAAUUUUGUGAAGGUGGCUCACUUUCUGGUUUAUUAGCACACGGAAGAAUUGAAGACGAGAUGGUUAUUCAAAUUUAUACUUUACAAAUGUUAGAAGGGCUUGCAUUCUUACACCACCAAGGGGUCAUUCAUCGUGAUAUCAAGCCAGAAAAUAUAUUGUUGGAUAGAAAUGGUGUUGUUAAGUUUGUUGAUUUUGGUGCAGCCAAGGUUAUUGCAACAAGCGGUAAGACAAGAGGAUCAUCAUCACUUUCCAGCUCAACUCGUGCCAUCGGUAACCACAAUAAUGUUAACUCGAUGACUGGUACUCCAAUGUAUAUGUCACCGGAAGUCAUUACUGGACAGUAUUCAGAUAGAAACGGAGUUGUUGAUAUUUGGUCGUUAGGAUGCUGUGUAUUAGAAAUGGCCACUGGUCGUAGACCAUGGGCCAAUUUGGAUAAUGAAUGGGCAAUCAUGUAUCAUAUUGCAGCCGGUCAUCAGCCCGAACUACCAUCUCGAGAUCAAUUAAGUGAAGCUGGUAUUAAAUUCUUAUCCAAAUGUUUGGAGCAUGAUCCAAAGAAGAGAUCUAGUGCUGCAGAAUUAUUAAACGAUCCAUGGAUAGUUCAAAUCAGACAAGUUGCUUUCGAAUCCGAAGGUGGCAGUACUCCAUCGUCAGAAGCAGGCUCUGAAUUACAAUAACUUCACUAGAUGGCUUCGAUUCGAUUCUAUUCGUUUUUUC
This is a messenger RNA of Hyphopichia burtonii NRRL Y-1933, 4698 nucleotides long. RefSeq names its product mitogen-activated protein kinase kinase kinase (gene SSK2). Gene Ontology annotation, molecular function: MAP kinase kinase kinase activity; ATP binding. The transcript has a single exon. Gene Ontology annotation, biological process: protein phosphorylation; stress-activated MAPK cascade. The record is from RefSeq and is a predicted model, not a curated record. Lineage: Eukaryota; Fungi; Ascomycota; Pichiomycetes; Serinales; Debaryomycetaceae. Gene Ontology annotation, cellular component: cytoplasm. Bases 150 to 4658 code for a protein of 1502 amino acids.